This is a messenger RNA of Anguilla rostrata (American eel), 11732 nucleotides long. It is a transcript of the gene trpm3, whose product is annotated as transient receptor potential cation channel, subfamily M, member 3. Gene Ontology annotation, biological process: metal ion transport; monoatomic cation transmembrane transport; protein tetramerization. Gene Ontology annotation, cellular component: plasma membrane. Gene Ontology annotation, molecular function: monoatomic cation channel activity. NCBI's taxonomy places the organism in Eukaryota, Metazoa, Chordata, Actinopteri, Anguilliformes, Anguillidae. Bases 16 to 5232 code for a protein of 1738 amino acids. The record is from RefSeq and is a predicted model, not a curated record. The transcript has 25 exons.
GGGGGCGGAGGCCAGAUGGGGAAGAAGACGUGGAGCGAGCGGAGGCAGGCGUCGAGGGGCUGCUCCACCCGGGACGACCCCCAGGGGCCGGGGCGCGGCACCACCCGAGGGCGCUUCUCCGAGUCCUGGAAGAGGCUUAGCUCCAGGCAGGGGUCCACUAAGAGAUCCGGCCUGGCCUCCCAGCAGCCCCUGGCACAGAAAUCCUGGAUAGAGAGAGCCUUCAGCAAGCGAGAAUGUGUUCAUAUAAUAGUGAGCGCAAAAGACCACCAUAGGUGCUGCUGCGGUCGCCUGAUUGGCCAGCACGUCGGCCUUCCCCCCAGCAUUUCCUCCAGUCAGAAUGACAAGAACGAACGUCUGGCGAAGAACGACAGCCUGUCGGAGAAAUGGUCCAUCAGCAAACACACGCAGCUCAGUCCCACCGACGCCUUCGGCACCAUCGAGUUCCAGGGGGGCGGCCAUUCCAACAAAGCAAUGUAUGUCCGCGUCUCCUACGACACCAAACCCGACCUCCUGCUGCACCUGAUGACCAAAGAGUGGCAGCUGGAGCUCCCCAAGCUGCUCAUCUCCGUCCACGGAGGCCUGCAGAACUUCGAGCUGCAGCCCAAACUCAAGCAGGUCUUCGGCAAAGGCCUGAUCAAGGCUGCCAUGACGACGGGGGCCUGGAUCUUCACCGGCGGGGUCAACACAGGGGUCAUCCGUCACGUAGGGGACGCGCUGAAGGACCACGCCUCCAAAUCGCGGGGGAAGAUCUGCACCAUCGGCAUCGCCCCCUGGGGGAUCGUCGAGAACCAGGAGGACCUCAUCGGCAAAGACGUGGUCAGGCCGUACCAGACCAUGUCCAACCCCCUGAGCAAGCUGACCGUCCUGAACAGCCUGCACUCCCACUUCAUCCUGGCCGACAACGGGACCACGGGGAAGUACGGCGCCGAGGUCAAGCUCCGCCGCCAGCUGGAGAAGCACAUCUCCCUGCAGAAGAUCAACACCAGUGAGUGCGGCACCAAUCACACGCCGUCACUAAGGCAGCGAGUGCAGUACGGUCCAAUCACACGCCGUCACUACGGCAGCAAGCACAGUAUGAUCCAAUCACAUGCCCUCACUGAGACUGCAAGCGCACUCUCUUUCUCCCCCUCCCCUCUCUCUUUCUCUCUCAGGAUCAUAAACGAGUCUUUACGGGACCAGCUGCUGGUCACCAUCCAGAAGACCUUUAACUACAGCCGCACACAGGCCCAGCACCUCUUCAUCAUCCUCAUGGAGUGCAUGAAGAAGAAGGAGCUGAUAACUGUGUUCCGAAUGGGAUCGGAAGGCCACCAGGACAUUGACUUGGCCAUCCUCACCGCUCUCCUGAAAGGGGCCAAUGCGUCCGCGCCGGACCAGCUGAGCUUGGCGUUGGCGUGGAACAGGGUGGACAUCGCCCGCAGCCAGAUCUUCAUCUACGGGCAGCAGUGGCCGGUGGGGUCCCUGGAGCAGUCCAUGCUGGACGCGCUGGUGCUGGACAGAGUGGACUUUGUGAAACUGCUGAUUGAGAAUGGUGUCAGCAUGCAUCGGUUCCUUACCCUCUCCAGACUAGAGGAGCUCUACAACACGAGACACGGACCAUCAAACACGUUGUACCACCUGGUCAGAGACGUCAAAAAGCAAGAGUAUCCAGGGUUCAGCUGGAUCUAUUUCAAGGGCAACCUCCCGCCGGAUUACAGAAUCAGUCUGAUUGACAUCGGCCUGGUCAUUGAGUACUUGAUGGGCGGGGCUUACCGUUGCAAUUACACCAGGAAAAGGUUUCGAACCCUUUACCACAAUCUCUUCGGCCCUAAAAGACCGAAGGCCCUUAAGCUCUUGGGAAUGGAGGACGACAUGCCGAUCCGGCGGGGCCGACAGAAGACCACCAGGAAGCGGGAGGAGGAGGUGGACAUCGACCUGGACGACCCGGAGAUCAACCACUUCCCGUUCCCCUUCCACGAGCUGAUGGUGUGGGCGGUGCUGAUGAAGCGCCAGAAGAUGGCGCUGUUCUUCUGGCAGCACGGCGAGGAGGCCAUGGCCAAGGCGCUGGUGGCCUGCAAGCUCUGCAAGGCCAUGGCCCACGAGGCCUCAGAGAACGACAUGGUGGACGACAUCUCGCAGGAGCUCAACCACAACUCCAGGGAGUUUGCGCAGUUGGCGGUGGAGCUCCUGGAUCAGUCCUACAAGCAGGACGAGCAGAUGGCCAUGAAGCUCCUGACCUACGAGCUGAAGAACUGGAGCAACGCCACCUGCCUGCAGCUGGCGGUAGCGGCCAAGCACCGCGACUUCAUCGCGCACACCUGCAGCCAGAUGCUGCUGACGGACAUGUGGAUGGGCCGACUGCGCAUGCGCAAGAACUCCGGACUGAAGGUGAUCCUGGGCCUGCUGCUGCCGCCCUCCAUCCUGAGCCUGGAGUUUAAGAACAAGGACGAGAUGAGCUACAUGCCGCAGGAGCAGGACACCUACCUGCAGGAGAAGGAGGUGGAGGAGCCCGAGAAGCCCGCCAAGGACAAGGACGACGAAGACAUGGAGUUCACAGCCAUGCUGGGAAAGGUAGCCACGGAGACGUCGCGGAAGAAGGACGUGGAGGAGGUGCAGAGCCGGCACAGGCUCAUCCCGUUCGGCCGCAAGAUCUACGAGUUCUACAACGCGCCCAUCGUCAAGUUCUGGUUCCACACUCUGGCCUACGUGGGGUACCUGAUGCUCUUUAACUACAUAGUUCUGGUGAAGAUGGAGCUUUGGCCAUCCCCGCAGGAGUGGAUCGUCAUCGCCUACAUCUUCACCAACGGCAUCGAGAAGAUGAGAGAGAUCCUGAUGUCGGAGCCGGGGAAGCUGCUGCAGAAGGUGAAGGUCUGGCUGCAGGAGUACUGGAACAUCACAGACCUGAUGGCCAUCCUCAUCUUCUCCGUGGGCAUGGUGCUGCGUCUGCAGGACCCGCCCUUCAUGAGCUACGGCCGCGUCAUCUACUGCGUCAACAUCAUCUACUGGUACAUCCGGCUGCUCGACAUCUUCGGCGUCAACAAGUACCUGGGGCCCUACGUCAUGAUGAUUGGCAAGAUGAUGAUUGACAUGAUGUACUUCGUUAUCAUCAUGCUGGUGGUGCUGAUGAGUUUCGGGGUGGCUCGGCAGGCCAUCCUAAACCCCAAUGAGGACCCGUCCUGGAUGCUGGCUCGCAACAUCUUCUUCAUGCCCUACUGGAUGAUCUAUGGGGAGGUGUUUGCGGACCAGAUCGACCCUCCCUGUGGCCAGAACGUGACGGCGGAGGACGGCACCGUGGUGGUCCUCCCCCCCUGUAAGACCGGGGCCUGGAUCGUGCCUGCCAUCAUGGCCUGCUACCUCCUGGUGGCCAACAUCCUGCUGGUCAACCUGCUGAUAGCCGUGUUCAAUAACACCUUCUUCGAGGUCAAGUCCAUCUCUAACCAGGUGUGGAAGUUCCAGAGGUACCAGCUGAUCAUGACCUUCCACGAGCGCCCGGUCCUUCCUCCGCCCCUCAUCAUCUUCAGUCACAUGACCAUGGUCCUGAAGCACCUGUGUUGCCGCUGGCGCAAGCACGACGACGAUGAGCACGACUACGGCCUCAAGCUGUUCAUCACCGAGGACGAGCUGAAGAAGGUGCACGACUUCGAGGAGCAGUGCAUCGAGGAGUACUUCCGGGAGAAGGACGACCGCUUCAACUCCUCCAACGACGAGAGGAUCCGGGUCACCUCGGAGAGGGUGGAGAACAUGGCGAUGCGCCUGGAGGAGGUGAACGAGCGGGAGCACUUCAUGAAGGCGUCGCUGCAGACGGUGGACAUCCGCCUGGCGCAGAUGGAGGAGCUCAUCGGGCGGGUCGCCGUGGCGCUGGAGCGGGUGACGGGCGUGGACCGGGGCGAGGUGCAGAAGGCGCGCUCGCGCACCUCCUCCGACUGCACCGACGCCGCCUACAUCCUGCGGCAGAGCAGCUUCAACAGCCAGGAGGGCAACUCCGCCUACCGAAUCCAGGAGGCGCUAGAGCAGACGGGCGAGGGCUCCAUCUCCCCCACCUCGCCCACCAUCCUCGCCCCCCGCCCCCGCAGCCACUCCUUCUACGUGGCCGGGUCCCGGGACAGGGGCGGCGGGGGCGGGGCCGGGUGCGGGGGCGGGGCCGGGUGCGGGGCCGGGGGCGGGGCCGGGUGCUCGGAGAGGGUCGAGGGCUUCUUCAAGGAGCGCUCGCUCAGCCUCCACCGGGCCAACAGCUCGCAGUCAGUGUCCUCGGCCGCGCCCAGGGACGCCAGGCCCCUCCCCCUCAACACGCUGUCCGUCUCGCAGCAGCACCGCCCCUCCUCCUGCAUCGACAUCUACGUGUCGGCGUCCGAGGAGGGCCAGCAGCCCCUGGAGGGGUGCGAGGCCGACCCCCUGCACAUGCCCGCCUUCCCCCGCGACGCCUCCCUCCACUCCGAGAUCAUGGAGGCGGUCCUGACCCGGGGGGCGUACGGCGGCGCGGGGGCGGGGCUGGGGGCGGGGCCCUCGGACGCGGCGGCCGUCUUCGAGGACAGCGCCCUGGCCGUGGCGGACAUGGCGCUCUGCCCCUCCGCCCUGCUGCCCGACAGCCUGACCCCCUGGGACCUGGAGCCGCCCCAGACCCUGGAGCGUUCCAAGAGCAGCCGCUUCCUGUCGGCGGCGGGGCCGCUGUUCCUGGACGACGCGCCGCUGGUCAAGUCGCACAGCCUGAUGUUCACGCCGCGCGGCGGGGGCGGGGCCGGCGGCGGCUACUACGGCGGCAUGGGCGUCCAGGUGAAGGCGGCCGAGUACACCAGCAUCACCGACUGCAUCGACACGCGCUGCGUCUCCACCCCCAACGCCCCGCCCGAGCGCUCCGACUCGCCCGGCGUGUCCUUCUUCGAGAAGGCCCAGGACCUGGGCGCCUGCCACCCGGAGAGGGAGGCGGAGCUCAGCCACGCCGACUCCGACCCCGAGGACCCCGAGGCCCUGCCCGAGUCGCGGAGGGGCGGGGCCUACCUGGGCGGGGCCUUCUGCACGCCGCUGGCCAGGCUGGAGCGGGCCAACAGCUGCUCGUCGGAGGACUCCCACGCCAGCAACGCCCGCAAGAGCUUCUCGGUGGGCGAGCGGAUGGACGGGCGGCAGAGGAACUCGCGCAACCCCUUCCAGAGGAGCAAGUCCAGCGCCAAGCCCGAGCCCAAGAUGGACAGCCUGUCCAUGAGGAGACUGUCCAAGCCCUCCGCCUUCCGCAGCUUCGACAGCCGCCACAACUUCACGUGAUGGGCCCGCCCCCCCCCUCCCUGGACCCCGCCCCCCAGACCACACCCCCUGCUCUCACGGGACGCUCGUCCAAAGGCUAGUGAAGUCGGACGACCCCUGUCCAAAUCCGGGGUGGUGCGAGAGGGAUAUCGCUCUGCUGCCCUACCCGUCCUCCCCCCCCUUACCUCCACAUCCCCACCCACCCACCCCUGGAUCUCUCAAUUUGUUCCACUCUGUCCUGUUUCUUUUUCUUUUCUUUUUUUUUUUCCUUUUUUAGCACACAAACAAAGCCAUUUCUGUCUCCCGUCUGUCAUCGUUAGGGGAAAUUGUUUCGUGUCCUUUUCUUUCAUUUACGAGUAAAAGAGAAGAGAAAGAGAGCAAAAAAUGUAAACGACAAAAAAAGAGAAAAAAAGGGCAUCGUAUUACAGAGUUGUGUGAGAGAAGGUGUCAUCGCCAAACAAUGAAAAAAAAAUAGAUGAUUCACGGAGGACGGAAGAAGAGAGAAUAUCGUAAGACAAUCAAUGCGGUUUGUGUUUGAGGAAUGUUCCUUCGUCUGCAUGCCGUUAGCUUGAUCUAGAGAAUGUCAUGUGUUAAUCACAGAGCACGCGCUGCUCUUCUAAUUGCCUUCUUAUUGGUUGUUUCACCAGUUCUCUCACACUCGGUAUUAAAGCAGCUGACAUGCUCGCAGUAUUAGGCUUGUUUUGGCUUGGAUCGCCUUCGGGUCUUGUCCUGUAGUUUUGAAUGUGAAGCAGACAAAAUAAUUAAUAAGAAUCCUUCUCAUGAAUCAGACAAAAAAAACUGUCUUUCUUCAAGAGACACAAAUCUAUACUCAUUGCUUGACUGAUUGGUUUAUGAAUAACUUUAUCUUGAAAUCAUGUCCUAAAUCUUUUUUUUUUUCCCCCAUGUGGAUAACUUGACCUUUGACCCUAGCAACUGAACCGUUUGGACACUGCUGUUUUUGAUUUUUUUUUUUCUUUUUUUUGAAGUUGCAAAGAGUCACUUAAAAACAGAGCAAACAAAAAUAAUAAUAAUAAUCCAACGAGUGCCCAGGUCAAGGCAGCUGAUACUGAGAGAGUCCUCUCUUCUCUGAAUCCAUUUUGCGGUGGAAGACAGGGCUCCAGCUACAGAAAUGGUCACCAAAACGCUGAAAGGCUGAAUAUUGACGAGCAGUUUUGGGGGAAAAAACACUUCAGGAAGUGGGGGAAGUAAAGGAGUUAGCAACAUUUAGCUCAAGUGCGCAUGCCAAACACGGGAGUUGGUUUGCCCUGUGCGUUUAUAAAACCUCUCUAUAUCAUCUCAUUAUCCUGCCCCAGCUGACCAGUUUAUAAAAUAUGUAAUUCAUUUUUUUGUCACUUCUCUUACCAUCUCAUUUUAUAGCCAUUUAUCUAUGAAGAGUAGAAUUUAAUGCCAGUAAUUCUGACUAUAAUAGUAUUGUUCUAUGGGGAAUCAUCAGCAUAAGGUGCGCUCUCUUCAACAAAACCAUACAUUUAACUCUGAAGUAGCCAGAUUUGUUGUGAAGGUGGAUAUUUAAAGGGGAUUUUUUUUUUUAAAACAACCUAACUUAAGUUGAGAUUUUACCUCUUUUUUCCCACAUGGAUGGAAUACUGCAGUGGCAAUGCACCCACAUAGAGAGCCCUCAAACUGGCAGCCAACCAGAGCUUUCAGAAAAUGGAGCACGUUCAAAAUAAGGAAUCACCUUUAGUUUGUCAUGUAGCAUUGCACCAUGUGCUAGUCCCUCUCAUCACUUGUUUCCAGGUAAAGAGGUCACCAGUACAGAGUCAGGCUUGCUUGGGGGGGGUCAAGUCUCUUCCUGGAGUUUCACUUUUCACUACUUACUGAUGUGACCUGACACAAGCUUUGUUUUUUUGGAAAUGAAACUCUUUAUUUCUACACAUUUAUAUUUCAGUGUAAAAAGGAGGCUGGAGGUUCUGAAGUUCUGCUGCAGUUCUGUGCGCGCUUCAAAAACACCGUCGGCAUCAAACCGCGGUUGCCAUAGCAACACUACUCUCUUAAUAUAGACUCUGAGAGCACGGUCUGUACUGAAAUAAUAGCGCUGUUCCGGAACGUUCAGAACCAGCGCCGACUGCUUUUUCACGCCAGACUUCUCGUCACUGUGAAACGCAUGACCACCAGGGGGUGCUGUGACCUCGAUCAGGCGUGUCCGCUUUCGGUGAGCUGUCUGUCCACAAGGCUUUUCUUUCACCGUUAAUAAAGCGCCGCUUGGGGUCAUGUGACAUAACGUUCUUCCUUGAAGUCAUACUUUUUGGGAAAGCAUCUCAUAUUUAGGAGUAAUGCAUAGGACUCAUAAUAAACUAAAUAACAGGCUGUAAACAUACAGUUACUCAUUUUAAGAUUAAACAUGCAUUUGAUAGAAUACAUUUUUAUUGCAACUGAUUUGAGGGAAAGUGAGUUUUAUUGUGGUGUGCUGAACAUUGUAUUAGGAACAUUUGAUCUUGGGCUAGGAGUCUGGGGGCUGGGUCACAUCUGGCCCCUCUGGUUCUUUAUUCCUCCCUGGACAUCAGUGGUAGAGGGAGAGAAGAUUAAUUCAAAACACAGAAUAAAACUUAAAAUGGGGAUUGAGCUGCAGAGGGGGGAGGGACUGCCGGAAACAUGUGACAGGAAGGGGUAGAGGCGUCGGUUUACCAAGUUAUAGUGUGAGGUGUUGUCUGAAAACUUCUCUCCUGGAUCUUUGUUUUAAAAACUACAGUAGUUUAAGGGUAGUCACCCAGCCAAUCACUGUAACCCAGGAUAAAACAUAAAUAGGUAUUGAGGGUUUAGUACAGUAUGUCAGACUGUAACAUAUCGUAUCAUAUUUCUCUUUUAUUUAAAUGAUUGGCUUUGUUGGUUGAUGCAAUGCUGUUUUUCUUCUCUCACACAAGCUACAGGAAGUGCAUACUGACUCUGUUACUUGUGAAAAGGAAGGAUAAUUUUUUUUUUAAAUCACAGAGAGUGGGUUUAUUUCAAGUUGCUCACAGUUGUGCAAAUGAUUCCAUCAGAGGCUGUGCAUAUUGUGUAAAAAAAAUCUAUAAAAAAUUAUAAUACUUGCUAUGCAAGUUUUAGGGAGAGGGGGAAACGUUGAAUAUGAGGAAUCAUGCACUUUAAAACAAGGAAUGCUUUAAAUAUGCACAUUUCAUGUCAAGGGUUAGUUGAUUGUGUCACAGAUUCAUUUUCAGGGAGUUUGUGGGUGUGGCCUUCAGGGGGCGUGUUAAUGCGAUCGUGAGAUUUGUGUCACUGGAGGGGGAACCUGAGACCAGGUUGAGUUUCGGUCAGCAAGGCAUUGCCUCUUUCUUCAGACCUCUUGGGGUUCGCGGAAAAGAGUUUAGCAUGGCGUCAAAUUCCAAAGACCACCUCUGUGAAAUGCGUUUUCCAAUGUUAGCCUACUGGCCGUUGGAAAGGUGUGCAACUCGGUCAGCCAGGUUUGCGUUGUAACCACGACACCAGCAGGACCGCACAGGUGCGGUCGAAUGUUUGGAACACGCCAUCCUCUGGGCUGCGAUUGGAUCUCUCUCGCGUAUUAAUGGUUUUUGGUCAUCCCGACACCUACCUGCAGUCACAUGGUAGUUAUAGCGAGUCAAGGGGAGUUCAAAGGCCAAAAAAAAAACCCACAUCUGUAUCUCAUUAGCAUCAGCCAGUGACACGGGAGUUUAAGGAAGCAGGGGUCAGCUUUUAACCAAUCACAGAGCAACCAGCAACCAACAGUACAGUCUUGAAUUCUCUGCUCUAGAGAUGGAUCAACAUUUUGAUUAUGUUGUAGGCCUGGCAAAGACACCAAAAGCUUGUACUGAGAGCUUAUUAUUUAUUUACAUCACAUUAAUUUUAGAUGAGCAUCUAGUGGACAUUGCUUGAUUUAACCAAGAUGAAAAUAUUAAUUUGAGAAAAAAAAUUUGUUGGAUGGAACCGUGUGCUUUACAGAUAGUAUCGGGGAUCAUUUAUUAUAAUGUGGGAAGCCUCUAUUUUGAGGCCUUGCUUAUUUUUGAAUUUAUUUUUUAAAUAUAUUGAUUAAAAAUUUCUUCUUAAAUUUGUUUUCAUAAAUGGAUUAUUUCCAACAUAUAAAUGCUAUGAUUGAUUAGAUAUAUGUAAGACCAAUAGCUUUUCUGGGUUGUAAAUCAUUACCUUAAUCAGCUGUUUUUACUUUUUUGAAGAGUGAUUCAUAUUUUAAUUUUGUAAUAUAUGCCAUUUUAUUUAUUUAGGAGCAUUUUAGAAAUUAUUUAUGAUGAGAGGUUUUAAAGGUAAAUAAAAUGUGGCAAUUAUAAACAUUUAAAACACAUAUCUAUGUAUUAUAUAUUUUAUUGCAGAAAUAUAUUGUAUAUUUGAAUCACACAAACAGUAUUUAUUAUAUUUCCUAAAUUGAGUAGUAAAUUAUAACGUAUAUAAAUUAUAUGCUAAUUAUUGUUGAGUUGCUUUAUGCACUUCUAGAAUAACAUUCACUCUGCAAUACAUAGCUGUUCUGCAUGCAUUAUCCACAAAGAUGGAGCUGUUCAAUCAAAGCGCAAAGCUGGCAUGCCUUAAUUUUCAAGAUUGAAGGUAGUGUCAAAAUUAAGUGUUGAAAGUGAAGACCAGAGUUUUGCGGGGAACUUUGAUUUCUGUCUUCUGUCCUGUCAUUCAGCAUUUUCUUCUGAGAUAGUCUUUAAAAAGUCGCCUGUUUUCAUUCAUCAACAUGCAACCUCGUAGCAUUUUGACAGUUAAUGACAGUAUGGAGCAUUCCCAAAUGUGGACAUCUCUAAGCAGUAAUUAUCCCAGUUGAUUUGUCAUCCCACACUGCAAUUCGAUUGGUUGGCCAACUGCACUUUGAUUGAUUAGCCCCCGAUUCACUGAACUGAACCAGCCAGGCUGACGAGCGGCAGUUCUGUACAUUUUAUGGUUGCACAAAAGAGGGCUGCUUCCAAAAAAAAAAAAAAAAAACAUUAAAGGGAAACAUGUCUCGUGUAAAUAUGACUGUGUGCUAUCCAUCUCCUAUUUUAUCAUCCGGUUAUAACUGGUUACCCUUCCACAUUCACCCCUCCGUACUGGUGCACACGUUCUAGUUAUGCCUUCCUCCCACGGUCGGUGCUGGAAUGUUUCGUUUGAAUUGUUGAUGUGCAAUAGGCCUUUUGGGGACCGCCACAGAGUGGUUUUAAUGCAUUUUUACCUGCUGCCCCUUCCUGUCAACUUUCCAGGUCUAAUCUAAUGUUGUUCCUGUGUUUUAGAGGCCUGUACUUAGAGGUGUUUUAAUAGCGAGGAAAGAAAAUAAAUAAAAGAAGGAUAUAAUUUGCUUAUGGUGAAUACCACUAGUGUAGCCUGUGUGUAAUCCCCAUGAAAAUUAAAUAAGUAAAAUAUAUAUAUAUACAUUUUUUGCAGACAAAAAUAUUCCAUGUAAGUAGGAGAUCAGGGCAAUGGCGGUCAGAGGUCAAGAUAACCUAACAGCUGGGGAACCAGCCACAGGAAUUCUUUAUCAUUUAUUCAGGUGUGUUUUAGCUCCCGGUAGCUCCAGGUGCAGGUGGUAACUGGUUAAGCCCAGCUCAGCUCAAAACCACCACAGAUGUGAUUUAAAUGGCUAUUAAUUCAAAUUAAACAGCAAGCUACACGUUUGCUGAGGGCAUCCAUCUUUACACUCUGAAUUCAGGAUUUGAUGUUUUUGAAUCUUGGAGACGAGGCUACAGCAGAGCCAUCAGUAGAUGUUAUUUAACUUCAUAAUUCACACUGACCAUGACUUUCUUCUGUCAUGUUGUUGGCCAGUGACCUUUGUUUUUUUUUGACAAUUAAUCCACAGAUAAAAAUCCAUGUAUUUUCUUUCGCCUGGCAGAUGUUAGUUUGGCUCUUUCUGUCGCUGGCUCGGUUAGAAAGGAGUACGACACCGUUUUUGCAAGAGGUCUUCCUCAUCUGUAACCUGUACAUAAACAAAGGCCGUUUCUAUCAUAGAAGAUUUUAAAAGUUUGUGUGUGUGUGCGUGCGUGUGUGUGCGUGUUUGUGUGUGAGAAGGAACAGCAGGUGAGCAGACUUUUUUUCAGGUCACAUUUGGUUCAGCUGUCAUCUUCAGAUCCCUAGUACUGACCAAUCACCUGUAGAACUGUGUGCCAAUACACUUGAUGAUACUUACUGUACAGUAUUUUAUAAAUAUUUUCCUAUACUGUAGUAUAAAGGUUUGUGAAUUAUUAUACCACUAUUGUCUUUUUUGUCAGUGAGCACUUGUAUGCUACCAAGGAGUUGAAGCACACAUUUUUUGCAAUAAUAAUAGUGUAGUUAACCUUAAAACAAAUUAUCUUCCAGAGGUUCCCGGAAGUUUUUAAUGUCUAUUAAUGCAUGCAGUUCUUCCAUCUGAGUUGUAAUGCAUUCUGUACAAUAAUGCAAGGAGAGAGAGAGUGAGAGUGAGAGAGAGAGAGAACGAGAGGAUGAGAUCGAUAGAAAGAUGGGAGGACAAAAUGGUUAAUUCCAAAAUGAUCAUGGUAGUAUUUGGAGACAAAUGCAAAUAUGUAUUCCUUAAUGUGAAUAGGCUAUUGUUUUGGCAUGCAUUUUUAAAUAAAUACAUAAGUACAUGAAUAAGU